AUGAAUAAUUCAUCAAAUUCUAAUUCUAGAUAAUCUGCCCAAAACAUCAUCAACAAAUAUGAACAAAAUAAUAAUGAAGAUAGAUUUACAUUUUAAGUAAGACCAAAUUCACCAAGAGAAACUUUUGGAAAAUAAACAUAACCUAGAAAUAGCUAAGUUCAAAUUCUUAGAGAAAUUGAUUAAGCUAAUCUUUCAAAAAUGCUAAGUGAUUUUUCAAUUGUUUCGGAAUAAGAAGAAUCUAUAUGCCAAAAUCAAUUCAAUAAUCCAAUAGGAAUUGGUAUAUUUAUAUUUAAUCUUCAUUAUUAGUUUAACCUUAAUAAAUAGUAUAAUAAUAAAAACAAUAAGAGCAAGUCUAAGAGAAUUAAAGUUAUCGUGGAACCUUUGGGAAGAAUCCAUAUUUUCAACCUAAAUCAGAAGUUACAGAAAUCAUUGAAAAAAGUUAUAUAGAAGAAGAACUCUAUGAUGACAUGUCCGUUUUAAAAGAUAAAGUUAUGGGAUUAUUAUAAGCUUAUGCAGAUGAUUUAAGAAAAUCAAAUAAUGAUCCUACUAUUAGAUCUAAAAUUCAAGUUGAUGCUAAAUAAGUCUUAAAAGAGUAUUCUUAAAUUAUAGACAAAGUUAAUCAAUCUGAAAUAUCAUAAUUAAAUGUUUCCCAAAAUCCAGUCAAAAAAGUAUAUUUAUUAAUUUUACAUUAAUUAAGGAACAAGAAUUAAACUUGAUGUCCAAUUUAGUUACUGAAUUCUUAAACAAAUUUGAUAUGUAAAAACAACCAGUGCUUAAUGUUUCAUAGGUAUUAGAAUAAAAAUUAGCAAAAUCAAGAGUCAGAACUUCUAAUCAUUAAUUAGAACUCACUGUUAUGCAUUAAAUACCUUGUGAUGAAACAUUUUAUUAACAUGAUUAAUAUAAUGAUGAUAAGUUGGAGGGAAAAAUUCAAAAACUUAAAUAAAUGCUUUAAGAUGAACUUGAUAAAUAAUAGCUUGUAUUUUCCAAAAAGAUAUUAUCAGAUAUGAUUUCAAAUUUAAAUUAAAUCUUAAUUGCAAAUGAUGCCCAAACUGUUAAAACUAUUAUUUAUAAAAUAGAGAAUAUGAUUAAAUAAUUACCAUAAGAAGAUUGUGGAUCUAUAUAAUUAUAUGAUUAUAUGUCAAAAGCAAUGAAAGCAACUAAAAGAAAAAUGAAAUAAAUGGAUCCAUAAAAUUAAUAAUAAGAAAAAACACUCAAAAGAAAAUUUUUUGAUCUUGCUACUUAAUUAAAAAAUAAAUUACCUUAAGAUCAUCCUGGUAGAAAUGAAAUGAUAUCAGUACUUUACGAUCUAUAUUGUUAAGCUAACAAACCUGUAGAAAUGGAAGACUUUAUUACAAAUCAAUUGAAUUUAGUAAAAUGA
This is a messenger RNA of Paramecium primaurelia, 1378 nucleotides long. Lineage: Eukaryota; Ciliophora; Oligohymenophorea; Peniculida; Parameciidae. The record is from the annotation of a GenBank genome assembly.